CCUUCCCUCCUCCCACAGCUAGCCUCGCCCCUCUCGCGGCCUAGCACGAGAUGAACUGCUCCUUGCUCAAGGCGGCGGCGGUCGCCGUGGUCGUGGCCGUCCUGGCGGCCACGGCCGGCGCAAACUCCUUCGUCUCCGCCCCGCCUCUCCCCUCAGUUCUCUCGUCCCCUCCCUGCGUCCUGUGGAUCGCCGCCAACGUCAUCGUCGUCUGGCUCUGGCUCGUCCCCUCCUACCGCCACCGCGGAGCCGCCGUCGCGGCUGUACUCUCGUCCACGGCCAGCGACGUGUCCGCCCUCAUGGGCGGCAUGCUCUUCCCUUCGUCCGAACCCGACGUCUUCGCUGCCGCUCCUGACGCCGUCGUCGCGCCGCCAGCGCCGGUCUGGACGAGCAGGCCGCGGGACGCGAGAACGGCAAAGAUCAGGCCGGUCGACCGCGCCCGCGUGCGCAAGAAGCCCGCUGGCGAGGGCAAGGCCGGAGGCGCCGCCGCGGAGGCCAAGAAGGAACGCAGCCAGGAGGAGAAGCCGAGGCCCUCUGCCGCCGCGACCGAGGCCGUUGGCGUCGACGACAUGUCGAUGGACUCGGCGUGGCAGUCCAUCGUGAGGAGCGGCGCGGCGCGGCCGGUGGCCGUGCGGAAGAGCGAGACGUGGGGCGGCGAGGAGCUGCCGCGGAUGCGGCGCGCGGCCGACAAGGCGGUGGUCGCGCGGAGGGAGAUGCGCAAGUCGGCCACGAUGGUCCCGCCCUCCCCGCCGCACCCGGCCUCCGCGUCGUCCCCAGUGGCGGCGAGGCAGGGGUGGCGCACCAGGGACGUGCUGGGGAUGGCGCAGGACGAGCUCCUCCGCCGCGCCGAGAGCUUCAUCCGGAGGCAGCACGAGCACCUGCGCAUCCAGCGCCAGGAGUCCGAGCAGCGCCAGGCCGUCGAGCACGACCGCCGCCGCCCUGCUCCUAUCCGCGUCUAGUGGCCGGCCAGCUCCACGCCGCCACAUGCAUCGCCUAUGCACGCGCACGUACGUACGUGCAGGAUGGACGCACGCGUCCAUGCACGUACGGAAGACUGUACAAAAAAGUUGGUCAGCCAGCUAGCUACUAGCAUCAUCAAGAGACAAAGUUGCCGCCAUUGCAUGCCUAGAUGGAGCGAUGGAAGUACAGCGCAGGUAGAGGAGGAGGAUCCGGCCAUGGCUGUCUACGCCGCAGCACACUGAAGCAGUACUGGUCUGGUCAUGCACCGCGUCCUGCUAGCUAUUCGAUCGAUGUAGAUUAAAUUCGCAUGUAAGAUUAUGUUUGAGUGAGAAAUCAGCGCUACAUGUAAGUUAAUCAACUUCUAAAUAAAUGAAGAGUGACAGCCGUUUCUUUGUUCUUUGGUA
Molecule: messenger RNA, 1361 nt
Organism: Hordeum vulgare subsp. vulgare (domesticated barley)
Lineage: Eukaryota; Viridiplantae; Streptophyta; Magnoliopsida; Poales; Poaceae
Exons: 1
Coding region: 51-956 (301 amino acids)
Source: RefSeq, a predicted model, not a curated record